Messenger RNA from Gymnodraco acuticeps, 4893 nucleotides. Its product is annotated as intersectin-1-like. Lineage: Eukaryota; Metazoa; Chordata; Actinopteri; Perciformes; Bathydraconidae. Gene Ontology annotation, molecular function: protein binding; molecular adaptor activity; calcium ion binding. The record is from RefSeq and is a predicted model, not a curated record. Gene Ontology annotation, cellular component: presynaptic membrane; cytoplasm; clathrin-coated pit. Gene Ontology annotation, biological process: endosomal transport; clathrin-dependent synaptic vesicle endocytosis.
GGGAGGAAGGGGGAGGAAGAGGAAGAAGGUCCGGCCUCCUUCACACGGAGUUUAACUUCUUUAAAACAACUUUAACUCACUUUUUAUUUCAUGUUAAAAUUAAACCUCCGCGAAUAUUUCCAGGCAGCGGUGAGCGCCAGGCAGCGAGGCCGGCGAAGGGACGCUAUUCCCGGGGAGAAAAACAGCGAUAUGUCGGGGGGGAUCCAGGCCGAGUGGAUGUGACUGAGAGGUGGGGAAAACCCUCCGAGACUCCCCGCUCCUGAGAGGAGAAUGGAGGGAGAGAAAGAGACGGCGGAGGAGAAGGAGGAAGAAGAGGAAGAGGAGGAAGAAGAUCUUCAUCAUAUCGCAGCAAUAUCCAUAGACAACCAGGAACUUCCCAUCAUGCACUGGGAGGAUUUGAGCCAGCGAAUAGCAGAGCUGGAGCAGCAGGAGAGGAGCGAGAGGUCAAAGAGGCCGGAGGAGGGCGAGUGGAGAGACGUUUGGGAGGAAGACGAGGAAGACUUAAGGAAGUGCCGCGUCGCUGUCGUGUCGUCACGAUUUCAGCACCACAAAAACCUGCAGCUGUGCUUCGUCAACAACAGCGACAGCGAGGAGGACGAGGAGAAAGAGGUUUCAAAGGGAGCGGGGCAGAAUGGAUGCCGAGGCGCCGGAUUGAAACAGGAAGUGGUGUCGGCUCUGAGGAGGCUGAGGGACGAGCUGCUGGCCAAUCAGAGAGAGGGAGUGGUGAGUCACACACAUCCUUUACUCCAAUCCAAGUCACAUUAUGUAAAGAGCCAUCUUCUGAAUUGGGAAACGAGCCUGCAUGACUCACUUAAUGUGUACAUUUCCAGUCCAGAUGUGUUUCUGAUCUCAGUGGAUGAGAGAGCCAAAAUGAUCAGCAGUUUUCUCAGCCUCUCUCCCACCGCCGGGGGUUACAUCACAGGCGACCAAGCCAGGAACUUCUUCCUCCAAUCAGGCCUGUCUCCUCCCAUCCUGGCCCAAAUCUGGGCUCUGGCUGAUAUGAACAGUGAUGGCCGUAUGGACAUCCACGAGUUCUCCAUCGCCAUGAAACUCAUAAAACUGAAGCUCCAGGGUCACCCUCUCCCCUCCUCUCUUCCUCCCAGUAUGAUAACACCGCUGGCUCUCCCCCCACAGAGCGGCUUCGGCAUGCCCCCCCUCUCAGGCGGGCCUCCUCUCUCCUUGCCUCCUCUCCCCUUGCCUCCUCUUCCUGUCGGGGUUUCCCCCCCCCUAGUCUCCUCCGUCCCGCCCCCCCUCCCUCCCCCCAUCUCUAACGGAGCCCCUCCCACAGGAAUGAUGCAGCCAAUCCCGGGCUUCCCUCUCCCAGCGCCUCCUGUCAACAAGUCAGGAUCUUUUAAUCGUCCCAGCGCCAAACUGCAGAAGGGCCCGUCUGUGGACGUCGCUAGUGUUCUGCCUCCCUGUGAUUGGGCCGUUCCUCAGUCCUCCAGACUGAAGUACAGACAGCUCUUCAACUCCCAUGAUAAGAUGAUGAGCGGACACCUCACAGGUCCUCAGGCUCGCACCAUCCUGAUGCAGUCCAGUCUUCCUCAGGGCCAGCUGGCCACCAUAUGGAGUCUCUCAGACAUCGACCAGGAUGGAAAGCUGACGGCUGAGGAGUUCAUUCUAGCCAUGCACCUCAUAGAUAUGGCCAUGUCAGGGUUACCGUUACCGCCUGUGUUACCGCCAGAUUACCUCCCCCCCACAUUCAGGCGCGUGCGUAGUGACAGCUUUCAGUCGGAUCAGAAGAUGGUCCAGGAGGAGCCGGAGGAGGAGCCGGAGAAGCUUGCAGUGAGCUUUGAGGAUAAGAAAAGGGAGAACUUUGAGCGCGGGAACCUGGAGCUGGAGAAGAGACGCCAGGCUCUGCAGGAGCUCCAGAGGAAGGAGCAGGAGAGGCUGGCUGCUCUGGAGAGGGAGGAGUACGACAGGAAGGAGCGCGAGCGCAUGGAGCAGGAGAGGAGGCGGCAACACGAGCUGGAGAAACAGCUGGAUCGACAGAGAGAGAUAGAGAGACAAAGAGAGGAGGAGAGACGCAAAGAGAUCGAGAGGAGAGAGGCUGCUCCGCGUGAGAUGGAGCGUCCGCGUCAGUUGGAGUGGGAGCGUCAGCGCCGCCAGGAGCUCCUGACUCAGAGGAACCGCGAGCAGGAGAGCAUCGUGCUGCUCAAAGCCAGGAAGAAAACUCUGGAGUUCGAACUGGAGGCGCUGAACGAUAAGAAGUGCCAGCUGGAGGGCAAACUGAAGGACGUUCGCUUUCGUCUGUCGGCUCAGCGGAGGGAGGUGGAGCAGACCAAUCAGACGAGAGAAACACGCAUCGCUGAGAUCACACUGCUGCAACAGCAGCUGCAGGACUCCCAGCAGUGGUUGGGGAGGUUAAUUCCUGAUAAACAGGGUCUCAACGACCAGCUGAAGCAGGUUCAACAGAACAGUUUGCAUCGUGACAGCCUGUCGUCGCUGCAGAAGGCGGUGGAGCAGAAGGAGAGCAGCAGACAGCAACUCAGAGAUCAGCUGGACGCCGUGGAGAGAGAGACCCGCGCAAAACUGCUGGAGAUAGACGCGUUCAACACCCAGCUGAAGUCUCUGUGUGAGUUCUAUGCCAACCACUGUUCGAGGAUAGAGGCCCUGCGACGCCAGCUUCAGGACGAACAGAGAGGCAGACAGGAGCUGCGGGAGAUCCACAGUCGGCAGCAGAGGCAGAAACAAAGGGAUCUGGACGGAGACACACACUCACUGACACACACACACUCUCACCUACACACACCCAUCGAGAGGAAGUCUGCCGAGCUGCAGGAUGGCAGGUUGUCCGCAGAGGAAGGGAUGUCCUGGAGGGAAGAAGCAGGAAGUUCUGCGUCCAAUAAUCCCACCCCCCCCUCCGUCUCUGCACCCCACGCCUGGCUCAACAGAGUCACUCUGGAGGAGGAGGAGAGGAAGAGGAGGGGCAUGAUGGAGGCGGAGGAGGAAGAGGAGGAGGAGGAGGAAGAGGAUCAGAAGGGAGCAGCAGGGUCUUCAGAGGAGAAGGAGGACGAGGGGAGAGGGAAGAUGGAGAUGCAGGAGAAGCUGAGCAAACUGUUCAGCAGCCAGCCGGGGGAUCCAUGGGGGCCAACAGUGGAGAAGGGUCCGGUUCCCAAUCUGUUCGAGCAGAAGACCCCGGUCAGCAGCUUCGACCAGCAGACGUCCGUGAAGGUGGUUUACUACAGAGCUCUGUAUCCGUUUGAUGCUCGCAGCCACGAUGAGAUCAGCAUCGCCCCGGGAGACGUCAUCAUGGUCGAUGAGUCCCAGACGGGAGAACCUGGUUGGCUGGGAGGAGAGCUCAGGGGCCGCACUGGUUGGUUUCCCGCCAAUUACGCUGAACGGAUACCGGACAGUGAAGCACCAAUCAGCUUGCGAGCAACCGCCUCGGCCCCUCCCACUUCAGCCCAGCAGCCAAUGAGCACGCCUCCCCCCGCCCCGGGACACGCCUCCUCCUCCGCGCCCUCAGCCAAUAGUAACUGGGCUGACUUCAACACCACUUGGCCCUCUAACUCAGCCAGCCAAUCAGAAAGCGAGGGCUGGGAUGCAUGGCCCACCUCUACGACCAAUCAGAAUCCUUCCCUCAGUGUUCCGUCUGCGCAGCUACGGCAACGCUCCGCCUUCACACCAGCUACCUUGACAACAGGCUCCUCCCCUUCUCCUGUGCUGGGCCAGGGGGAGAAGGUAGAGGGUCUUCAGGCUCAGGCUUUGUAUCCCUGGAGGGCGAAGAAGGACAACCACCUUAACUUCAACAAAAAUGAGGUCAUCACGGUGUUGGAGCAGCAGGACAUGUGGUGGUUAGGGGAACUGCAGACCGGACAGAGAGGCUGGUUCCCCAAAAGUUACGUCAAGCUCAUCUCCCCCACCAUGACGCCCCCCCCGAGUACCGUCGCACGCAGCAAAAACCCAAGUGAGUCUGGAGUAUCGGAAAGCCCCCCCAAUGGGAAGCGCCCCUCCCCUUCGCCAACAAAACCCUCAGAGUCUGGUGGUGGAGAAGAAUAUGUGGCCAUGUACACGUACGAGAGCAGCGAACAGGGAGACCUGAGCUUUCAACAGGGAGAGGUCGUCAUGGUGACCAGGAAAGAAGGUGAUUGGUGGACGGGAUUGGUCGGGGGGAAGAUCGGAGUCUUUCCGUCGAACUAUGUGAAACCGCGAGACUCGGCGUUAGAGCCUUUGGGACCAGGAGGGAAGACGGGGAGCCUGGGAAAGAAACCAGAGAUCGCUCAGGUGAUCGCCCCCUACAGCGCCACAGGAGCCGAGCAGCUGACGUUAGCUCCGGGUCAGCUGAUCCUCAUCAGGAAGAAAAACCCGGGGGGCUGGUGGGAGGGUGAGCUGCAGGCCCGGGGGAAGAAGCGGCAGAUUGGUUGGUUUCCGGCCAAUUACGUGAAGCUGCUGAGUCCCAGCACCAGCAAGACGACGCCCACAGAGCCCACCCCCCCCAAACUGACUCCGGCCAGCACAGCUGUGUGUCAGGUGAUCGGGAUGUACGACUAUGUGGCGCAGAACGACGACGAGCUGGCCUUCCUGAAGAGUCAGGUGAUCACCGUGCUCAACAAGGACGACUGUGAUUGGUGGAAAGGGGAGCUCAACGGGAGGGAGGGGCUGUUUCCUAGCAACUACGUCAAACUCACCACGGAUACCGACCCCAGCACGCAAUGAUCAUAUCAUUACCCAGAACCCCCCUCUCCUCAAAGCCCUCAAAGAGACCCACUAGGCCACCCCCACUAGGCCACUCAACCAAUGGGACAGCAGCAAGAGGUCACAUGACCCUGGAAAUGGCGACUCUCCACCAAUAGUGGCCAAACAGACAGACUGUAACGUUAAAAAAAAAAAAGAACUGUCUAUGCAUGGCUCUGACUGGACUCUGCCAAACUGUUUGAUCUAAUGAGACUA